Messenger RNA from Ictidomys tridecemlineatus (thirteen-lined ground squirrel), 1724 nucleotides. The record is from RefSeq and is a predicted model, not a curated record. Lineage: Eukaryota; Metazoa; Chordata; Mammalia; Rodentia; Sciuridae.
AGUCUCCACAUUGUCUCCAAAGGCCAGCCACAGAGUCCAAGCCAGUGUCCUGAGAGACACAAGGUCCCCAGAGGCCAGUGUGUGGCACAUGCCAGAUUUGAGCUCUGCAUGGUCCAGAGGGAGGGUAAAGAGAAGCCAUUGCGUCCCUCCAGGGAGUGGGCCACUUGGCCACGUGUCCUGAAUCUGCGUUUCUGGACUUGAACUGCAGGGAGGGCUCUCCUCCGGGGCAGUGGUCAGUUCUGGCCCUGCCACCCUCCCACUGUCCCUCUGUCCCUGUUCCCAGGACAUGCCCAAGCCUGCAGUUCCAACCCACUUACGUCCUCUUGGGUCUCCUGGGCAAGCCUGUCCCCAGACAUGGGGGCCUUUCUUUAGAAGGCCACUGAGUGGCCACUGACCAUGAGUCCUAUGUGAUCAGGGCCCCUUCCCUUUGCUUUGCUGGUCAGUACGACCGCCUGAUGCCCCGUGUGCAGAGCCUUGGCCUGGACUCCCCAGUCUGCGGCCAGUGCCACCUCUUGGCCAGUCAGCAGCGGGCAGCCCCUUAGUCUUGGGCAAGGAUGUAGCCCCGGGGCAGCCCGCCCACAGCUCCUCCUUGGCCUGGAACACGGCCUGGCCAGGGGGGAGACCAGCUCAGAGCCAGUCACUCAAUUCUAGAACCAUCUUCCUGCCAGAACCCCGAGGCCAGGACUGGGGCCACCCUUCUGGACGCACAGCAGCCUCACAGCAGGGGGGCUUUGGGCUAUGCACAAGGAGGCCCCUGCUGCCCUGCCUGACCCCAGAGCUAGCCGAGGGAGCGCCCCGAGGGCAGGUGGAGAGCCAUCUUUGGGAGCAGAGGGUGACGGCCCCUGCAGGGCAGAGCCUUGGCAAAGCCCCUGUCCACCGACUGCCGUCAGCCCCAGCCCUGGUCUGUGCCUCUAGCCCAGGUUCCUCCUGGCGUCUGGGGCCACUGGUGGAAAGCUGGGCCUGGAGGGUCCUGGGCAGGGGCAGCGGGCCCAGGAGGGCUCCAGAUGAGGGGGUGUUGGGUUUUGUGUUCUGUCCUGCAGAGGAAGCGACUGGCCUCCAGCUAUCUCAACAACCCCCUGUUCCUCACAGCACGAGCCAAUGAGGAGCCCUGCUGGAAGAGCGAGAUCACCCAGGAUGAGCACUGUGCCAUCUGCAAGCGAGGGGCCAGCCUGCAGCCCUGCGGCACCUGCCCGGGGGCCUACCACCUCAGCUGCCUGGAUCCGCCCCUCAAGACGGCACCCAAGGGCGUGUGGGUGUGCCCCAGGUGCCAGCAGAAGGCCUUAAAGAAAGACGAGGGUGUGCCCUGGACCGGGAUGCUGGCCAUUGUGCACUCCUAUGUCACCCACAAGACAGUGAAAGAAGAGGAGAAGCAGAAGCUGCUGCGGCGGGGCGGCGAGCUGCAGAGCGAGCGCCAGCAGCUGGAAGAGCGCGACAGACAGCUGGCGUCCGCGGUGAAGAAGUGCUUGGAACUCAAGACCAGCCUGCUGGCCCGCCAGAGGGGCACCCAGUCAUCGCUGGACCGCCUCCGGGCCCUCCUGAGACUGAUCCAGGGCGAGCAGAUGCUCCAGGUUGCCAUGGCAGCCACCAGCCCCACCCCGCUGCUGGCCGGGCCCUGGACCAAGCCCUCAGCAGCCACCAUGCGCUCCACCCUUCAGCACCCCCAGGGCCACAACUGACCCUAGGGACCUAUCUUCAGCCCAAGAAAGUCAUUGGGACCCUGCUCA